Molecule: messenger RNA, 3037 nt
Organism: Drosophila elegans
Lineage: Eukaryota; Metazoa; Arthropoda; Insecta; Diptera; Drosophilidae
Product: calcium/calmodulin-dependent protein kinase kinase 2
Exons: 6
Coding region: 758-2047 (429 amino acids)
Biological process (GO): protein phosphorylation; intracellular signal transduction; positive regulation of protein kinase activity
Cellular component (GO): cytoplasm
Molecular function (GO): calmodulin binding; ATP binding; calcium/calmodulin-dependent protein kinase activity
Source: RefSeq, a predicted model, not a curated record
GUCAGUCGUUAUUUCUUCAGUAAUCGUUCGAAUAUUGUAUAUAAUGUCGCUUAUUUUUGUGUAGAUACAUACAUACAUAAACGAGAUUUGCUUAAACUUCGAAAUAAAUUUGAAAGUAAACACAAAUGUACAUAAUUGAUAGUAAUUAUUCGGUUCCACUUCUGUUUAAAUGACUUUUAUUAUUCAUCUGCUAAUAAUUUUUUUUGGUGCAAUUUUUUACAUUUUGGUUUUUUAUUACAAUAAUACAUAGAUUUUAAUUCCGUGUAAUUACAUAUGUAUGUAUGUAACUGCAAUACUUACUUUCAUAUGUUGGGCCACUUGUUUGUACUGUUUAUAGUGCAUCACCGUUCAACAAUAUUUGAUAUGAAAUAUUCAUACGUACAUAUGUGAAAAAAAUAUGACACGAUAAAUAACGCAAGAUGAAAGUAAAUAAAAUGCACGAUCGUUUUCUUGAAAACUUUAUAAUUAAAAAAUGGAAGUCAUAGUACCAUCAAAUGAUCACAAUAUAAGCAAAAAAAUCAAUCAGCAAGGAUAAUCGAAAGAAUUCGCUAAGCUCAAUAAUGAUGACGCUAACUACUUGUGUUUAACUGUGCGAGUAAAAGAUUGAGAUUGACAUGAGAAUUUAAAACUUUUUAUCUUCCAAUGUACAAAAAAUCUAUAAAAAAAAAUUUUGUGUGAGCUUACCGUCCAUGACAACGAAGUGCCAAGUGAUCAGCACUUUUCUUUGACUAGCAACCAAAUUUCAAGUUUUCAAUUAAUGACAAACUUACACGAAAAAUAUUUUACUAAUAUUCAAGUGAGUUUAUUAGAAAUGUCAGACUCCGUGUCAAAGAAUUCAAAAAAUAUUACAAAUUGCUUAAGUUUGGAUAAAGACAUCCGUGAAAUAUCUCCAAGCAACAUUUCUUGUGCACCAAUUAAACAUGAAACUGGAUCUAGACUUCAGUCAAUGGAAAUUCGACCUAUAUAUCCGAAUGUACCGUAUAGCCCCUACAGUAGUCCUUUUGGAAGUCCUCAAACCAAUCGACGUCGCCCGGCUUUUCGAGAGUCCAGAAGAAUAUCAAUAGAAAAAUCGGGAAGCUUUCAUCAAUUAAACCAAUAUAAAUUAAUGGAACAAAUCGGUCAGGGUUCUUACGGUCUCGUAAAGUUGGCUUAUUCCGAAGAAGACUCAACACAUUACGCUAUGAAAAUUCUUUCGAAAAAGCGCCUCUUACGGCAAGCUGGACUUAUGCGCCGGGGUCCCAGGAAAGCAACAUCACCGUUAGAUCGGGUUUACAGAGAAAUAGCAGUUUUAAAAAAACUUGACCAUCCCCACGUUGUAAAGCUGGUUGAAGUGUUGGAUGACCCACUUGAGGAUUCACUUUAUAUGGUUUUUGAAUUGGUAAAGCAAGGUGAAGUUCUAAGAAUUCCAACAGAUAAGCCGUUAUCUGAAAAAAGAGCUUGGUGUAUAUUUCGGGAAUCUUUACUUGGAUUGGAAUAUUUGCACCAUCAAAAAAUUAUUCAUGCCGACAUCAAGCCUGGAAAUUUAUUAUUAACUGAAUGUGGACAUGUCAAAAUAGCAGAUCUUGGUGUGUGCAAUGAAUUUCUCGGAGAAGAUGCAAAAAUAAGCAAUGGAUCUACGGCUGGAACUCCAGCCUUUAGAGCACCCGAAACCCUCAUCUUAGGACAGGUUAAUAACUGGGUUACCUCUGAUGGGGACUUUCCAUUGCCCACAGAAGAAGAAAACUGUUGCUUGGUACAAGUUGAUGAUGAAGACAUAAACUCCGUCAUUCGCAGCAUUCCAAAAUUAGACACACUUAUAUUAAUAAAAACCAUGUUAAAAAAACAUUCAUUUGGUAAUCCAUUCACAAAAGGAUCCUCUGAAAAAUCCCCAGAACCAAGUGGCUCGCGGAUAGAAAGAUUUGUCCGGGCGGGAAGAUCUAACUCGGCACCAGGUUCAUAUUUCAGGUUUUUAGACAGUCAGCCAUCAGCGAAUACUCUCCUUCCAGCCCUAGUGGAACAUUGUUCAAGCCAAUGUAAUGAAGAUACAUAUGUUGAUUCAGAUUGUUAGAUACUUAAGGGGUCAUUUUAGCAAAACUGGACGUCCAAAAAUUAUUUUAAAGAAAUUUAAUUUCGUGCACAGAACAUAAUUUAACUAGGCAAAUAAUGUUAUUGUGGAUAUAAGUCACGAGAACCAAUUUGCAAUAUAAAUAUGUUUUUGGUAAAGGCCCACAAUUUGAAAACAUUCACAUUCCCCAAAAAGGAAUAAAAAUAUAAUAAAAUUGUCCUCACACAAUAAAAGAAACAUGUAUGUAAAUUAAUUAUUUCCCCGGAAAUUUAUAGAAAAAACAAAUAUAAAUUUUAUUUCCAAAAAGUAUAUGAUGUUAAACCUUUAUUAAAAAUUUUUUACACAUGUGUCUUGCAAGACACUGAAUUAAAGUAAAACUUAUACUGAUCUCGGUUCGGGUCAAAAUACGACUGCCGACAAAAUCUUAAAUCUAAUUCAAAGAACCUCGCCCAGAUGCUUUUUCUGGAGCUUCAGAAGUUCCUUUUUUUGUUUUUAGUAAAAGCUCAUAAUGCAAAAGUCGCAUUUUGAAAUUCAAUUAUGCUGACCAAUGCAAUUUAUUUGGCUUUGGAAUAGAAAAGUCAGCAGCUGUUGUUUACUUCAAGUUUGAUUUGUUUAUCUCGGCUGGGGAAUUAAGAGAGGACCUCAAAGCCAAAGGCAAAAACAAAUGCGAAAAUCGCUAAGAUUGAAGUUGGAUAUAUUGUUUAUAAAUGGCUUAAGGGUCCUGGGUUCAUGGGGUGGUUAACUUGUCUGUAUUGUUGAAAAUUUUUCAGAAAAGAUUUAAUUCAUUGUCGUUGCUAUUCCUAGGGUUUGAAUUAGGAAACCCAAAUCAAUAUUUGUUGUGUAACACUUUGCAAAUUUUACAAAAUAUUUAAUUAUUAAUCCUUGGGGGUAAAUUUAGAUUAUGUCAUUAUUUUUUUGUUACUUUCAAUGUACAUAAGCAUGACUGUCCAGUUUUUCCAAGAAAACACUUAUUUUAUUCUUUGAGAAUGGUUU